AUGGAUCAUGUCUUCAACAUGCUGGAAACGUAUGCUUCAAAUUUGGAGUCGGAGGUGGAAGAUAGGACUAAACAACUAGUAGAGGAGAAGAAGAAGAGCGACAUUCUGCUUUAUAGGAUGCUUCCCAAACAAGUUGCUGACAAACUGAAACUCGGUCAAUCUGUGGAACCGGAAACGUACGAUAGCGUUACCGUUUUCUUCUCGGAUGUGGUAUCUUUUACUAAAAUUGCUGGAAGAUGUUCUCCGUUGCAGGUGGUGAAUCUUCUGAACGACCUCUAUACGGCCUUUGACGGUAUUAUCGACUCUCAUGAUGUGGAAACGAUAGGCGACGGCUAUCUUUGCGUUAGCGGGCUACCUCAUAGGAACGGUCAGGAGCAUAUCAAGGAAAUAUGCAGCAUGUCGCUGGCAUUCAUGAAGAGUCUCAACAAUUUCAAAAUACCGCAUCUUCCACAGGAGAGGAUUAAUUUAAGGAUUGGAGCUCAUACUGCAGGGAUGAUACAUUUAUCUGCUGAAGCAAAUCAUCUGCUGAACGUUGUAGGAGGGUUUCUAACAGAAUCAAGAGGAGAAGUUAUAAUCAAGGGCAAAGGAGUGAUGGAGACAUUUUGGCUUCUUGGGAAAGCUGACGGUUUGAAGCAGCCCUUAAAUUCGAAUCCGAGUUGGGCGGAACAAGCACUCAAUACCGCAUUGACACCCUUUGAGACUAACGGGUCUCUUGAUCAGAUUCAAAAUAUGUCAGAGUACAACGGAAUUUACGCCGAUUUCAAGAAGAAGAAUGAAAUAUCUUAG
Messenger RNA from Strongylus vulgaris, 786 nucleotides. NCBI's taxonomy places the organism in Eukaryota, Metazoa, Nematoda, Chromadorea, Rhabditida, Strongylidae. The record is from the annotation of a GenBank genome assembly.